Messenger RNA from Trichoderma harzianum CBS 226.95, 1524 nucleotides. RefSeq lists its product as hypothetical. The transcript has 4 exons. Lineage: Eukaryota; Fungi; Ascomycota; Sordariomycetes; Hypocreales; Hypocreaceae. Bases 1 to 1524 code for a protein of 507 amino acids. The record is from RefSeq and is a predicted model, not a curated record.
AUGGGGAUGCAAGGCCCGCUCGUGGCCCAAGCCCUGGGCCGCUCGCCAUUUGACGAUGUAGUUCAAGGUGAAGGUGAAGAGGACCCGCGGAUACCAAGUCAGCAAUACGACCAUGGCGGACGUCCAAUCAAUCCUGACACUAUGAGGAUCAACAGGGACAUCAUCCGGUCACACAACCAGGUCAUGUUUAUUAUUGGCAUAGCUGAACCUGAAAAUCCCGGCCCUGAAGUCGAUUCGCAGAGACGACACGGCGCCUACGAAGAAGCAAUUGGGCUGAAGCUGGCAUCUUCUGCUAAGCGCUGUGUGGAGGCGGUUGGUCUAUUUGGUGUCAAUGGCCUAAGAGAUCGGAUUCUGAUUUAUAAAAGAUAUUCCCGAAUUCCAUUUUGGGAACUAUAUCAGCAAGCGCGACAGGAUUUCUCAAUCUCUAGGGACAUCCUUCCUGGUGCUCCCGCAAACUUGUUAUCAAAUUAUAUCGAGUUCUCAGUCGCCCGAUUGUGGCUUGGUGAGCAAGAAAGACUGACUGCUCGGCGCUGUGUCCAUGAAGUGUGGUCAUACAUCCGAGUUCAUCUAGAGCUACACAUAUCCCUCCAAAGACUUGGUUUGAUACCGAGCAGUCAAUGGCUACCUAGCCCCUCCUAUUUUAUCCCCUUUACUCAAGAAUCACCGAUUGUCGCUCCCCCGCCGCCCGAAAACUUUGGAGUAUCUGCAAUUCUGCAGUGGCUGGGCAGUGCUUUAAUAACUAAUGCACCAUUUCUUGUUUUUGUUAUGACUCAGCGAAUGGUUCGCGAUUGGAAGCCGCACAUAUGGGCCGAGACUUUCAAGCGCCUUCCCAGCACAGUUUUCCGUGGUAAGACGAUACCACAAGCUCCGCCGUCAAUGUCACAGUCUUUCAUGAAUGAGGCUCCUAGUGAGAUUCACAGCAAUGAAGGAGGCUCGCCCGUUGCGCCCGUGGAUAGCCAAAUGCCAACCGACACGGGAAGCAUGGAGGUUGUUCGUCGACCAAGUAUAUUCUCGGCCAGAGGUGAUGAUUAUGGGAGCGAUGAGGAGGACAACGAUGUGAUAAGGGCGACCCUCAUCAGUUUUGACGUCGAAGCGACUGAGUCUACGGAUGCCCCUCAAGGGUUAUGGAGUGCAGAAUUGCGGCCAAGCGUUGCCAACACAGAUUCAAGAGCGUCCGUCAGUUCUCAACCAACAUACUUGGAUACACUGCUCACCCAGAUCCCGGCGCUGUUGGCAUCGCAUAUGCUUGCCAACUCAAUAACACGGUUGUUGAUGACCCCAUAUGAUGCAGCCGCCCUGCGUCUAGUGGCACGAGCAUUCUGCUUGCGAAAUGGCCUACCCUACGAAGACAUAUGCGAGACUAAUCUUCUCAGUGGCUGCACUUGGACGUCACUCAUGAACUAUCUAGGGACAGAGUAUUUGCACCUCUUCCUCACCACCGAGGUCUGGGCGGUUUUCACCGGCCUUUCUCAGUGGUAUCAUUUUUCCGAAGAAGAGUGGACGGCUGAGGAAGCAAAGAAUUAG